Molecule: messenger RNA, 1257 nt
Organism: Coniosporium apollinis CBS 100218
Lineage: Eukaryota; Fungi; Ascomycota; Dothideomycetes
Product: NAK protein kinase
Exons: 3
Coding region: 1-1257 (418 amino acids)
Biological process (GO): protein phosphorylation; vacuolar protein processing; regulation of vacuole fusion, non-autophagic
Cellular component (GO): cytoplasm; Golgi apparatus
Molecular function (GO): ATP binding; protein serine/threonine kinase activity
Source: RefSeq, a predicted model, not a curated record
AUGUCGGCCGCAGCGUCUUACUUCCUCGACCUGGUCUAUUCGCUCACCAAUUGCAUGUCGUGCUUCCCCGGCUCCCCCCAAUUACGCAUAAACAACAAGAGCUUCAAGAUCCUGCGCCUACUCGGCGAGGGCGGCUUCUCCUACGUCUACCUUGUCCAAGACACCAGCACCAGCACACUCUACGCCCUGAAAAAGAUCCGCUGCCCCUUCGGCCAAGAGUCCGUUUCGCAGGCCCUCAAAGAAGUAGAGGCCUACUCCCUCUUCGCUCCGCACCCCAACAUUAUCCGCGCUAUCGACCACUCCGUCGAGUCCGAUAAGUCCGACCCCGGCGCUAAGACUGUCUAUAUCCUGCUGCCGUACUACCGCCGAGGGAAUCUGCAGGACAUGAUCAAUGCGAACUUGGUCAACCAUACUACAUUUCCCGAAAGGAGGCUCAUGGUGCUGUUUCUUGGUGUGUGUAGGGCGCUGAAGGCGAUGCAUCACUAUAGGGUGAAGAAGGGCCCGGGUGGGGAGGCGAGUGAACGCAAGGCUAGGGGCGUGCGGAGAGAGGCUGCGAGGGCGGAUAGGGAGGCAGGGGAAGAGGUGGAAAUGAACAUGGGAAAGAGGCGGCAGCGAAGUCCGCGGGGUGAGGCUGCGGGCGACGAUCUCGAGCUGGAGCAAGAACCGUUGAUGGAGGGGGAGGUCACGAGGAGUCAGGAGGGGGUGAAGGCUGGUGAGGAGAGGGCGUAUGCGCAUAGGGAUAUCAAGCCUGGCAACAUCAUGAUUUCAGAUGAUGGGCAGACACCGAUCCUGAUGGACCUGGGUUCUCUAGCUCCCGCGCCCACAUCGAUAACAUCCCGAUCGCUCGCACUGCAAGUCCAGGACCAGGCUGCGGAGCACUCGACGAUGCCGUACCGAGCCCCUGAACUGUUCGACGUCAAGACAGGCAGCACCAUCGACACGAAAGUAGACAUCUGGUCGCUAGGCUGCACGCUGUACGCGUGUCUCGUAGGCAAAUCGCCGUUCGAAGCACGCUCGGAGGAGACAGGCGGGAGUCUGAGCCUUUGUGUGCUUGGCGGCGAUUGGAGAUUUCCUGACGAGGCGCCUGCCAGAGGGAAGCAGAAGGCUAAAUCAGAGGAGGGUAUUACGCCUGCGGUGAAAGACGUUGUGAGGAGAUGUUUACGGGUCGAGCCGGCGGAGAGACCGGACGUAGACGAGCUAAUCAGUCUGGUCGAAGAGGUGAUUGAAGGACUGCCUCAGGACGGCGGUGCAGAGUAA